Messenger RNA from Prorocentrum cordatum, 3000 nucleotides. The record is from the annotation of a GenBank genome assembly. NCBI's taxonomy places the organism in Eukaryota, Dinophyceae, Prorocentrales, Prorocentraceae.
AUGGACUGCGCAGCAAGCGUGGACCCAGACGUCGCAUCGCUGACCGGCGACAGUUUGAAGAACCUGCUGGACCUGAACAACAGCAUAUCAGUAAUCACUGCGCAGGGAGAUCUAGCAGAAUUUGCCGAUGAGGACGGAGCAAAGAAGCUCAUCACUGUCCUGGAGCAGUCAGGGUUCAGCAAGUCGGACUUCCGAGAGCUACCGCGAACGUACGACGCAUUUUAUCAGGAGAUGCAACUUCAGACGCGCGGUGGCCCAAGGGACACUAAUCUUGGCAUGUGCGUGAUCGGAAUGUUCGUUGGGAUUAGCGGCUGGCAGCAGACGGACAACAGCAGCACGAUCACCAUCCAGUAUGCGGACCCUCGGGGUACGACCGCAAAUCCUGUGGUUGGCCCAGGCCUCCCACGUUCAGCAUCGCCACGUGCUGGAUUCGCGAGCGAGCUCGAGACAAGCGUGGAAAUCUACAUGACCACCGAGAUCGAGAUACCACAAGUCGAGGAGAUCAUGUUCGGCGAGAGUGGAAGACGAACCUCUAUAUGCGUCGAGGACCUGGGCGUGUACGACAAGGAGCUGAUAAGGAUCGACGAGCCGGCCGCGACCGAGGAGGUCGUGCUGGCGAACAUCACGUACCACAGCGACCACGAGAGCAUGAGCAUCUUCAGGAAGCCGACGCUCCAGCGCAUCGAGAAGCUGAUGAAGGACUACGCCGUACGCGGAGUGGCCGGUGCAGCCACGCACGAGCUCGCCUACAGGACGGACCCCACUAAAUGCGGGCUGGGCAGGGCCAUCGACGAGAGCGAGGCGGCACCUGUGAGGCAGCGCAAGGUGACGAGGGAGUUCUGUGUGCGCAGCGACCUCAUCGACAUCCAGAUCGCGGAGGCCGAGGGCAGCGUCAAGCACAUCGUAAGCGCCACCGGGCGGAUCACGGCCACCCACGACGAUCAGGGACAGCCAGCAGACGUCGCAGACGUGUGGAAGGGAUGCAGCUGCUUCAGCAAGCCCCCAGAGGCGGUGAGGCGACUCAAGACCUUCGGAGUGACGGCGGAGGUGCUAGAUGUAGUUGACAAGCUGGAGGUGCUCGACGUGUCGGGAACUCGGCAGACCUACGACGGCACGCUGAUGGUCAUGGUCAUCAUCGUCGACGACUCGAGCUUCAUUGUCAUCGUUCCGACGAGCGCGGUGCGAUCCGUCUCCGGCGUGGAGGCACUGACGUGCUUCACGCAGGGCUGGGUGGAGAGAACCAUCGACUUCUUGAAGGAUCACUGUCAGAAGGUGAACCGCGAGAUCCAGAUCACCAAGAAGAACGACCCAACAAUAUGGAAGGCCACGUUGGCCAAUACCUGCAACAACCAGAUCAAGCGGAAAUCCUUCAUACCCUACCAUUACGUGAUCGGACGGACACGUCAUCAGUCUUACUGCGGAGUGCCAAUACUGGUCACACCAGAGCAGUUCAGGCACGCUAGCAGGGCCGAGUCGGGUAUGAUCGAGAGCCAGAAUCUCGUGAAGCAGCUAGCACGACGCGAUCGGAAACGACUCUUCAUGGAGGACAUCGACCUGGACCGACAGCGCAUGAACCAGCGCAAGGAGCUGAAGGGUACGAGGUAUGAAUCACAACACGCCCCCGUGGAUGACGCGAACAACGACGACGAAGACCUCGCCGUCUACAUCAGGAACCAGACCCACGAUGCGUCCCUUGCGAGGAGAACCGAGAAGGCCAGGAGCAAGCAACCGUUGGCCAAGAAGGGCAAGGAGUUACGACACCUUCAUGCCGAGUGGAAGUCGACGUUCAAUGCAUCCGACGAGGCCGAAUGGGAGAAGUGGAUCAAGUACGACACGGUGGGGUUCCCAACAAACGAAUGUCUCAAGGCGAUCGACCCAUCCGAAGUGCUGCCCAAGCGCAAGCUCCACACGGACAAGAACGAGGCUACGAAUGGCAGCAUAUCAUACGACUACCACCCACUACAGGCCAAGACAAGGAACACCGUACCAGGCUACAAGGACAAGCAGCUCCUAACAGGCGAGUUGAAGACGAAUGCGCCAACACGGACGGACGCAGCGACGGCCAUCAUCUUGCAGGAGACGGCGAGCAACCCAGACUGGACGCUCGAACAACGAGACGCCGGCUUAGCCUUCCUGAACGGCCGUCGCCUGGACGAGACCAGCCGCAUCUCUUGCACCCAGAAGGAACACGCGGAGAUCAUCGAGCGCAUACCGUUGGGCGCGACGCGACGUAAGCAGAAGGAAAGCAAGAUCACAGCAGACGAGCGUCAAGCGAUGCAUCGAGUCGACGGGCAAGUGCAGUGGCUAGUCAGACCGACGAAGAUGGACCUCGCAUUCAAUCUGGCCGGGUUCAACAUCCUGACCGCCGACCACGAGAACGACAAAUUCGACCGAGGCGAACCGGCGAAGGCAGUGGCCGAGACGAGGCACCAGCCGAAGGGCGAGCGCGGCGAGCACUACAGGGCCAAGUACCCCAAGCGAGUCGGACCGGCGCGGCAGCAGUACGUCACGGAUGGCUACACGUACUACAACCGAGGCGUUGGAAGGCGGCGGACGACACCUGCUAAGUUCUGCACCAUCGAAGACAUGGUCGACCGGCACCGUCUCGGAGCUGCCCAUCGACGGCGGCAGCUGCCCGAGCUGCUCGAGAAGCCGACCACGGUCUUCGCUCCCGCGGAGGAGGGACUCAUCGAGUGGCGCGACGACGUCAUGCAGGGGCAAACCCUCGCUGGUGGCAGCGGCAAGCGACUGGACACGGACGGCCCCAGCUCCGUGGCGCUGCAGGCGGAGCGCGCAGCGAAGAGCAAGACCACGGACGUCAAGCAACACGUCUACGACAAGGAGACGGUCAAGCCUACGGAGAAUCACCCGAUCCUGGACCAGGAUACAUGUGAGCAUGGACCGGAGUGGCUCACGACUCAGGGCAGCAACCAGUGCAAGAGUAAAGUGCAGGGCGCGUCUCCAAGUGUUGAAAGACCAGGACACACCCGAGUGGGCUAA